Molecule: messenger RNA, 2776 nt
Organism: Cicer arietinum (chickpea)
Lineage: Eukaryota; Viridiplantae; Streptophyta; Magnoliopsida; Fabales; Fabaceae
Product: coronatine-insensitive protein 1-like
Biological process (GO): SCF-dependent proteasomal ubiquitin-dependent protein catabolic process
Cellular component (GO): SCF ubiquitin ligase complex
Source: RefSeq, a predicted model, not a curated record
UAUUAUUAUUACUACAAUAAUAAUAAUAGUAACUUGUACUUAAACUCUGACCUCUACUUUUAAGUUUUUCUCAUACUUUACGGGUCCAAUUCAAUUCAAAUCCCUUUCUCACAGAAACUCUUCCAUCUGUCACCGUCCGAUACCUCCUUCUCCACACAAAUCUCCACCGUUGAUUAACUCCUUCUCCCACUAUGUAUUCCACACACCCUUUUCCUCUUUCAUUCUCCGAUUGGCCGGUUCGGCGGUUCGGUCCCGAUCCAAUUGGCUCGUUUUCAGUGUCAAAAUCUCCCCUCUAAUCUUCUUCCACAACCACCAUCAACUCCAUCGUUCAUCGCGCUUAAUCCACUAACUAACCUUCUAUUUUGCGGCGCUACGUGUCACCCAAUCCGAACCAACCUCUUUUCUCAGCUUCGUAACCGAUCCGUAAUAACAACUUCACAAACAAACAAACCCGAACUCUUUCGUAACCGUCUCAACAAACUACCCGAGAUCUUCGGUAACCGUUUCACAACCGCCUUAACAAACUUCCCGAGAUCUUCGAUAACCGUUUUCGUAACUGUUUCAACAAACAAUCCUAGAUCUUCGGUAACCGCUUCGCAACCGUUUCAGCUAUGGAGGAAAAAGCCGCGUGCGGCGGCGUUGGUAGGACGAGCACGAAACUUUCCGACGUGGUUCUCGACUGCGUGAUGCCGUACAUCCACGACCCGAAAGACAGGGACGCGGUGUCUCAGGUGUGUCGGAGAUGGUACGAGCUUGAUUCGUUGACGAGGAAGCACGUGACGAUUGCGUUGUGUUACACAACGACGCCGGAUAGACUCCGGCGAAGGUUUCCUCACUUGGAGUCGUUGAAGUUGAAAGGGAAACCUAGGGCGGCGAUGUUUAACUUGAUACCGGAGAAUUGGGGAGGGUUUGUUACUCCUUGGGUGAAAGAGAUUUCCAAGUAUUUUGAUUGUUUGAAAUCGUUGCACUUUCGUCGUAUGAUUGUAGCUGAUUCUGAUCUUCAGAUUCUUGCUCGUUCGCGAUGUAAUAGUCUUCAUGCUCUUAAGUUAGAGAAGUGUUCUGGAUUCUCCACUGAUGGACUUUACUAUGUUGGUCGCUUUUGCAAGAAUUUAAGAGUCUUGUUUAUGGAGGAAAGCUCAGUUGUCGAGAAAGAUGGUGAAUGGCUGCAUGUGCUUGCUUUAAAUAAUACAGUUCUUGAGACACUUAAUUUUUACUUGACUGAUAUUGCCAAUGUCAGAAUUCAGGACCUCGAACUUAUAGCAAAAAAUUGUCCCAACUUAGUCUCUGUGAAAAUUACUGAUUGUGAAAUCUUGAAUCUGAUGAACUUCUUCCGAUAUGCAUCUUCUCUAGAAGAAUUUUGUGGAGGUUCCUACAAUGAAGAUCCAGAAAAGUACUCUGCUAUAUCAUUACCAGCAAAGUUAAGUCGUUUGGGUUUGACGUAUAUUGGAAAGAAUGAAAUGCCGUUUGUGUUCCCUUAUGCAGCAAUGCUAAAAAAAUUGGAUCUUCUCUAUGCAAUGCUAGAUACGGAGGAUCAUUGUACAUUAAUCCAGAAAUGCCCCAACUUGGAAGUCCUUGAGUCAAGGAAUGUAAUCGGAGACAGAGGAUUAGAAGUUCUUGCUAGCUGUUGUAAGAAGCUGAGAAGGCUAAGGAUUGAAAGAGGCGAUGACGAUCAAGGAAUGGAAGACGAAGAAGGCAUUGUUUCCCAGAGAGGACUAAUUGCCUUAUCACAAGGCUGUCCAGAGCUUGAAUACAUGGCUGUUUAUGUAUCAGACAUCACAAACGCAUCUCUGGAACACAUCGGUACUCACUUGAAAAACCUUUGCGAUUUUCGCCUCGUCUUGCUUGACCGUGAGGAGAAGAUAAGUGAUUUGCCACUUGACAAUGGGGUGAGGGCAUUACUGAGAGGUUGUGACAAACUUAGAAGAUUUGCCCUUUAUCUCAGACCUGGAGGCAUAACUGAUGUCGGCCUAGGUUACAUCGGACAAUACAGUCCAAACGUGAGAUGGAUGCUACUCGGUUACGUCGGCGAAACCGAUGCAGGACUGUUGGAAUUCUCCAAAGGUUGUCCAAGUCUUCAGAAACUUGAAAUGAGAGGGUGCUCAUUUUUCAGCGAGUAUGCACUAGCUAUUGCUGCAACUAGGCUAACAUCUUUGAGGUAUCUAUGGGUACAAGGGUAUGGAGCAUCACCAUCUGGACGUGAUCUUUUGGCAAUGGCUAGACCAUAUUGGAACAUUGAGUUGAUUCCUUCUAGACGUGUGGUUGUUAAGAAUCAACAAGAUGAACUUGUUGCUGUUGAACAUCCAGCUCAUAUUCUUGCUUAUUACUCACUUGCUGGUCCAAGAUCAGAUUUUCCUGAUACUGUUAUACCUUUGGAUCCUGCGGCAUAUUAUUAAUUAGACUGUCACUAAUGGUCAUUUUACAACCGUCUGGUGAAAUUUGAAUUCCUUGAGGUUAUAAAGCUAAACUUUUACCAUUGAAUUAACACCUCAAGUGAUCCUGCAGCAGCAUAUGUUGACACGUAAAGUUGUAUAUACAAAUUUUUUCCCUUUCUUCUUUUGAAGUCCUUUUGUUUUUCAUUUGAAAAUGUUGCUUGUAAGUGGUUGAAGUGUUUUUUUUAGCUUUAGAGGGUUUCAAUUUUCACUGUAAUUCCUAGACAAUAGUCUUGCAAUAAGCUUGUGUUCUUUUUUGUGAUUCAGAUAUGCUUCUAUAACUUAUGCAGCUAGUUUUCCAUUGAAGAUGCUCAAUUUUGUGAAUACAAAAUUAAGGAUUGUUUUCA